UCGUGCCGAACGAACUCAAAAAUGGUGAACGUACCAAAACAGCGCAGGACGUACUGCAAAAAAUGUAAAUGCCACAAAGUACACAAGGUAUCACAGUACAAAAAGUCCAAGGAAAGGCACGCUGCCCAGGGUAGAAGACGUUAUGAUCGUAAACAGCAGGGUUACGGUGGUCAGUCCAAACCCAUCUUCAAAAAGAAGGCAAAAACCACUAAGAAAAUUGUGCUCCGUCUUGAGUGUGCCGAUUGCAAGGUGAGAUCACAGGUUGCAUUGAAGAGAUGCAAGCACUUUGAGCUCGGUGGUGACAAGAAGAGAAAGGGACAGAUGAUCCAAUUUUAAAUGCUUCUAAUAAAUAAGACCAUUGCCUA
This is a messenger RNA of Bombyx mori (domestic silkworm), 365 nucleotides long. RefSeq names its product ribosomal protein L36A (gene RpL36A). Gene Ontology annotation, biological process: translation. Gene Ontology annotation, cellular component: cytosolic large ribosomal subunit; ribosome. Bases 22 to 336 code for a protein of 104 amino acids. NCBI's taxonomy places the organism in Eukaryota, Metazoa, Arthropoda, Insecta, Lepidoptera, Bombycidae. The transcript has 3 exons. Gene Ontology annotation, molecular function: structural constituent of ribosome. The record is from RefSeq and is marked provisional.